Messenger RNA from Jatropha curcas, 2391 nucleotides. It is a transcript of the gene PGSIP2, whose product is annotated as plant glycogenin-like starch initiation protein 2. Lineage: Eukaryota; Viridiplantae; Streptophyta; Magnoliopsida; Malpighiales; Euphorbiaceae. Gene Ontology annotation, molecular function: glycosyltransferase activity. The record is from RefSeq and is a predicted model, not a curated record.
UAUCUGUCUUGGACACAAGAAAAUUAAUAAUUUACCAAAUCCUGUGAGCAGCAAGUCUCGUUGGUUUUUCUUCACCCUCUCCUCUUUCUGCGCUUCUUGCAAUCUUGUACCGAAGACUAACUUUCGUUUGGCAUUUCAAAUUCCAUUGUUACAGAAAAAAUGAAGUAAAAUCAAUCAGAUACAGAUACUGCCUUCCUUAAAUUUCAACUAAAUCUCGAACAAGAUGAGAGGAUCCUCUUCUCCUAGUCCGGUGGAACCCAGGCACCGACUCUCUACUUCAACGGAAGAGACGAACAGAAGAAAAUUCUUGAGAGAUAGAAGUCUUAGAGAUGUUGAAAAGGCUUUCCAGGUUCCAAUUCAAUAUAGGAAUUUGAACUGCAAGAUAGCUACACUGAAAUUUGUGCUGGUUGUUAUUGUAUUGGGAAGUUUAGUCACGCUUUUCCACUCUCCAGUAGUUUAUAUUGCAGAUCAUCCUUCCACCUCUGGAUCUAGUAACUUGAAGGAAAAGUUUAUUUCAUGCAGGCAAAGUCUUGCAGACCUAUGGAUAAAAGAGGAUCCUUCUGCAGAUCCUCGUUACAUAUCAACUGCAGAUGUUGACUGGGACCAGAUUUCAGACUUGAUUGACAGACUAAAUGACAGUAGUGAAUAUCAGGGAAUUGGUUUGUUAAACUUUAAUGAGAGUGAGAUUGAUAAUUGGAAGCAGCUUUUAACCGAUAUUGAGCAUGUUGUCCUACACCUCAACCCUCUAGGACAAAACAUAACUUGGGAAUCCCUUUACCCUGAAUGGAUAGAUGAAGAAGAAGCAUUUGAGGUUCCCACUUGUCCUUCAGUGCCUAAACUUAAAAUUCCUGGAAAACCACGUCUUGAUAUUAUUGCUGUCAAGCUUCCAUGCCCCAAGUCAGGGAAGUGGUCAAGAGAUGUGGCUCGUUUGCAUCUGCAGCUUGCAGCAGCAAGUCUUGCUGCAUCUGCCAAAAGUUAUCAUCCUGUUCGUGUGCUUUUGGUGACUGACUGCUUCCCAGCCCCAAAUCUGUUCACUUGCAAAGAACUGAUUUUGCGAGAAGGGAAUUUAUGGCUGUAUCAACCCAAUCUCAAUAUGUUGCGUGAAAAGCUACAGCUCCCAGUAGGGUCAUGUGAACUCGCAGUUCCUCUCAAGGCUAAAGAGAAUUUUUAUUCAGAAAGAGCACAUAGGGAAGCAUAUGCAACAAUCCUGCACUCUGCACAUGUAUAUGUUUGUGGGGCAAUUGUUGCUGCCCAGAGUAUCCGCAUGGCUGGUUCAACACGGGAUCUUGUGAUACUUGUUGAUGAAACAAUUGGCGAGUAUCAUAGAGGAGGCUUAGAGGCUGCAGGGUGGAAGGUCCAUACAAUCAAGAGAAUCAGGAACCCGAAAGCUGAACAGGAUGCUUACAAUGAAUGGAAUUAUAGUAAAUUUCGUCUCUGGCAGUUGACAGACUACGACAAGAUCAUUUUCAUUGAUGCUGACCUGCUUAUAUUGAGAAAUAUUGAUUUCUUGUUUGAGAUGCCAGAAAUAACUGCUAUAGGGAAUAAUGCUACCCUGUUCAACUCUGGAGUGAUGGUGGUUGAACCUUCAAAUUGUACGUUCCAGCUGUUAAUGGACCACAUCAAUGAGAUUGAGUCAUACAAUGGUGGUGACCAGGGCUAUCUGAAUGAAAUUUUCACAUGGUGGCACCGGAUUCCCAAACACAUGAACUUCUUGAAACACUUCUGGGAAGGGGACGAGGAGGAGAAGAAACAAAUGAAAAUUCGUCUUUUCGGAGCUGAUCCUCCAGUCCUUUAUGUUAUCCACUAUCUGGGUUAUAAACCAUGGCUAUGCUUCCGGGACUAUGACUGCAACUGGAAUGUGGACAUUUUGCAGGAGUUUGCUAGUGAUGUUGCACACAAAACCUGGUGGAAGGUCCAUGAUGCCAUGCCAGAAAACUUACAUAAGUACUGCUUGCUUAGGUCCAAACAGAAAGCAGCAUUGGAGUGGGACCGAAGGCAGGCCGAGAAAGCUAAUUACACAGACGGUCAUUGGAAAAUCAAGAUAAAAGACAAACGUUUAGAAACUUGCUUCGAAGAUUUUUGCUUCUGGGAGAGCAUGUUAUGGCACUGGGGUGAAAAGAAUUGGACAGACAAUGCAACUGUUACUCCAUCACCUCCUCCUCCUGCUAUUACCACCAAAUCUCUUUCAUCUUUGUGAUAGGUUAUUCUUUUCUACUUACAAUUUACAAAUAUAGAUGGCCGCACAGAAUUUUGAGUUAUGUUUUUAGUAACUAUGUCAACAUAUAGAUAGAUAUUGAUGUUAUUAGAAUGUGCAUCUUCAUCUCUUCUGCAAGUUUUCCUGGCUAGCCAAAUGAAGAUACCAUAUACGCUGAGCUAAACUAAUUGCUCCAA